AUGGUGAUAAACUCCAUGAUAGUAGCACUUGAGGCUUGUUCAAAGAGUUGUUCUAAGACAUUGAUUUAUCAUAUUGGUUCUUCACUGAGAAAUCCAUUCAGAAUUUCUGAUCUUGAGGACUUGGCCCAUCAAUACUUUACAAAACAUCCUUUGACAGACAUGAAUGGAAAACCAGUGGCUGUUCCCGAGAAAGUUACGUGGAUGUCUGGUGUGAGUUCAUUUCACAGAUACGUCAACAUUCGAUACAUGCUAGCUCUCAAGGGAGUAAAGGUGAUGAACAAAGUGUGCUGCUACGGUCACGAGGCUUUUUACAAUGAAAGUAAAGAGAAAGUGAAAAAGAUGAUGGGAAUACUGAGACUUUAUAAACCUUAUCUCCUCUUUGAGGGAAUCUUCGAUGACAAGAACGCAGAAAAUUUAAGGAUGAGAAAAAUGAAGGGAAAAGAUGACGAUGAUGUUGGAAGAUUUAACUUUGAUCCCACAACUAUUGAUUGGACUCAUUAUAUGUUAAACGCUCACAUUCCUGGACUUGUGAGGUAUGGUGUGAAGUAA
This is a messenger RNA of Vigna umbellata (rice bean), 549 nucleotides long. Lineage: Eukaryota; Viridiplantae; Streptophyta; Magnoliopsida; Fabales; Fabaceae. The record is from RefSeq and is a predicted model, not a curated record.